Molecule: messenger RNA, 1005 nt
Organism: Fomitopsis serialis
Lineage: Eukaryota; Fungi; Basidiomycota; Agaricomycetes; Polyporales; Fomitopsidaceae
Exons: 4
Coding region: 1-1005 (334 amino acids)
Source: RefSeq, a predicted model, not a curated record
AUGUCGUGCAUUGGUUAUCCAAUUUUCUGCCCAACCUGCUGUCUCGCCGAGCACCGGCGCACACCAUUCCACCGGGUUGAGCAGUGGAACCUCGGAGGAUACUGGGAGCCCUCAUGGCUCCGUCAAGUUGGCGUUUCAAUCACUCUCGGCCACCGGGGCAGAGAAUGCCCCCAGCCGGCGGUUGUCGUGGAGGAUGACGAGGAAGUGGAGAUGGACCGGGCGACCGAUCGCGCGGCCGACGAUGAUGGCGAUGUACCAGCGGACCCUCUUCACCACGCCGACUCACCUCCGCGACCCCCGCCCGCAAUGAUGACUAUUGUUGACACCACCGGGGUGCAUUUCCUCCCGGUGAUGUGGUGCGGCUGUCCCGACGCCGGUGACCACACAUCGCAGCUUCUCGAUGCCGAGUUGUAUCCGGCGAGCCAGCGGAAGGCUCGUACAUGCUUCACCUUUGGGGCCCUUGACGGUUUCCUGCUGGACAAUCUGGAGUGUAAGACUACCGCCAUGAAUUACUACGCACGGAUUCGACGGGCCACCAAUCUGGCUUUUCCCCAUGAAGUACCGGUGAGAUCAUACCUUGAGUUGCUUAGAGUGAGCCGCAAAUGGGCGUUGCUCCAGGCGAAGAAACAGUUUGGAUACGGGCCCCAGUGGCGAGAGGCACCGGGCAACGGAGACCUUGCUCACUUUUGCCCGGCAUGUCCGCAGCCCGGAGUGAACAUACCCGCGGACUGGGAGGUGGAUGAUAGGAAGUAUCUAUAUGCCCGAGGAUAUGUCAUGGAUGGGAACUUCCACGCCGAGCAAAUGAAAAUGCGCAAGCCCGAGAACGACGUACCGUUGAUGCCGGGGAAAAUGUUCAUGGUUCAUCCCGGCCCAUACAAGGAGCACCUGAGAGUAGCGAAGGACGUGAAGAUGCACUCAAGCUGCAACGACCACAAGGCGGUCUCCCAGGCCAACGCUGACCGGCAUAAGCUGGCUGUACCGGGAUCGGCGCAACAUCUUGUUUGA